AAGAAAUUCAUGAUUUUUACAUAAACAGUUAAGUGUUUCCAGAAUAGUCUUGAAUGUAUAUUUCAGUCAGGAUAUUUUGUUAAAUAAGUAAACGAGAGGGACAUUUCGGUGCAGUCAUCACAGCUAUUUUCUAACGGUUAGCAAGAUGGCAAAGAAAAAGCCUAAACCGAAAGUUUCGAAGCCACCAGUGGCAAGCCCUACGAGUAGCACAUUAUCAGUUCCUAAUAAGACUGAUAUUGAAGCAAUAGCCGCAGCCAUCUGCUCCGCAAACCAGGCUGUUUUCAUGAAAGUUUGCAGGCUGUGCGAGUCGAGAGAUGGGCCUUUCCUGAAUAUAUUCGAUGCGGACAAAGUUACUGCUAAGAAAAUUGAUGAAUUGAUGCCUUUUGGGAUUGCAGAAAAUGAUGAUCUGCCGCACAAAAUCUGCUUCCGCUGUUCAGCCAAAGUGGAGGAGUUGUAUGAAUUUAUUCAGAAAUGUAUUAAAACCCAACACAAUCUGAACACUACUAUGGGAAAGAAAGAACCCAUCUUAACCAAGACAAGAACCAGAACUAUAUGGGAGGAAAAAUUGAACAAAUCAAACAUGUCUAAUGACGACAUUUGUGAUGCGUUGAUUAAGAAGGCCAUGGAAGGUAUUAAAGACAUUCCUCUGAAUCCUAUACCGUUCGAAGACGAAAAGCCUGAACCACCUGCACCUGUUAAAAAGGUUUUCAAACCAAGAACUGAAUCACCAAAACCAGCGUUGGUUGAAACAAAAGCCAAUAAAUCAGAAGAUGUGAGUUCAAAACAAACAAAAUCAAGUCCUGAUAGUUGUGAGCAGAAAUUUAUACCAACUAGGUCAUCACGCUCCCAAAAAUCUGAUUGUUUGCUUGAUGGGUUACCAGAUUAUAAAAAGAAGAAGCCACCUAGUAAACAAAGUAAUGAAACAAAUGAUAAGCCUAAGGAAGAACCUCAAACAAAAAGAAAUACAGUGCAGAUUAGUUCUGAUGAAGAAAGCUCUGAUGACUCAGAUAAUAAUACAAAACCACCUCCAGUUAGCCAGCCUAAACCGGUCGAAGAACCACCUAAGCCUAAGCCAGCUGAAGAACCACCGAAACCAUUUAAUAUUAUGGACCAUGUCAGUAUGAUAAAAGUUAACGGUGUUGGAGUGCUAUUCCAGUGUAAGCUAUGUAACAGAAACUUCCUCAAAAAAGAUGUGGUUAUCACUCAUGGCUGUGCCAAGACAGGAGUUCCAAAAGUAGAUUUUACAAAACAUAUAAUCCAACCGGAACCACCAAAAAUUUCAACAGUUAAGUACAUUAAUACUAAAAUUGAUGGGGAACUAAAAAAGCCUAAUCCUGAUAAGUUGAAUACAACUAAAGCUGAAUCAGAUCCUAAACCUGUGCCUGAGAGCAAACCCAAGCCAAGAAUUGGCCCUGCCAGUAAAGUUAAGCGUAUUAAUAAUCAUGAUUCACUUAUUGGGAUGACUGUAGCUCCUAUCUCUGAUGAAUCAAAUAAUCUACCAAGAGAUCCCCAACCUAGGGCUCCAUCGCCUAGGGAGCCACCAGUCAAACAGAAAUCUAAGUCACCUCCAGAAACGCCAGCUGGCAUGCCAUCUGUAGAAUUUCCGACAGCUCCAAGUUUAAAUUCUCGAUACAAAUUAGUGCCAGGGCCAAAUAAUACUUUCCAAUUAGUAGAAGAAAAGACUGCCACCGGAAAUAAUACAGAGACUGAAUCUUCUAAAAAACGAAAAAGUGACGAUGUUACACCAGUUGAGAGUAAGAAAUCUAAGCAAGUAAGUGAAUCAUCCCGUAGACAAAAAACAAAUACUUCCGAUGUUAUCUCAUUAGAUGGCCCGUCACCACAAAUCUCUAAAAAGUCAGACGAGCAGCCAUAUCCAGUAGGGUUGUUCCAAACAAUGCCACAUCAUUCCAGUAUCUACCCAGCCGCAGCACCUCAACCGCCUACUUUUACUACUCCAGCUAUGAAAAAGCAGUCGUACACAAUAGUACAGACUGGCAAUCCAAGUAAAUUAUUAAUAUCCACAAAACCUCAGCCUCCGCCGCCUGAAGAAGUAUCUAAGAAGCGGCCAAGAAAAAAACAUGAAACUAGAACAGAUCCAGACCAGCCUUUUAAUGUCACUCUGGAAGACGCUGCUCAUCCAAAAGAUCAUGGAUUUUUUAAUUUCAUCAAUGUUGAUCCAUUGUUACAACCGUCGUAUGUUUUGCCCACAGAUAAUAUAAUUCAGGAAUCUCAAAUUUCUACUUCUAGCUCUGUUUUAAAAUCGGCAGCUGAUAAUGACAAGGAAAAGGGGAAAUAUUCGUGUAAUAUGUGUGGAGAUAACUUUACACGGGAAAAGAAAUUACUAGCACACAUACAAUCACACUACAAACAAAUGGACGAGGAGGAUAUGCAAAGAGAAAAAAAUAGUAAAAAACGUAGAAAGUGAUUGUAACGUUUCACUACUUUGCAGUGUGCAUUUAGAUAAGUUUAGAUGCAACAUAAUAAUAACAGUUAAUAUUACAAACAAUUUUGGUUAUAUUAGGAAAAAUUGAAUUUCUUUAAAGUAUAUUAUGUAAGUUAUAUUUUUUAUUAUUAAUGAUUAGAGCAGGAAUUAGGCAGACUUGUGAUAGCAUAGAGUAAAAUAUGAUUUAUGUACAAAUCUCGAAAAUAUGUAUAGGUAUUUUGAAUUUUACUUUGCUAUCACAAUUUUGCAUUCUUGCUUACUUUAUGAAUGUGUUAUUUUAAUAAUAUUAUGAGGAGUAUUUUUUCCUUAAUAGGCAUUAUUCUGUUGUCCUUCGGUUAAGUGAAAUAUGUUUCUGAGUAACUAGCAAACUGAGAAUUUGUUAAUGCAUUUAAACAAUUUAAAAGUAUAAUCUAUGUUUUUGUUUCAUUAAGAGAAUGUUUCUUAUAAUUUGUUUUUAAAAUGUUCAUUUGGUGGUUAAAAAACCUCUCUUGCUUUAUUUAUUCCUAUCAAUACUUCUAUUAAAUAUUCAUUAGACCACAUUAGGCAAAUUUAAAAUUGUUCAAUUGUGAGUGGAUAUAAAUUGGGAUAUAUCUAUUUUCUAUUAUAUUUUAAGCUUAAACUUUGUAAUGAAUGAUUACAUUUUGAUCUGAAUACAGGUUAUUUGUAUGUUCUUUAAAAUUUUCAAUUGAUCUAAGCCUAGGCGCAGACCACCAAUUUUUAGUUGGCCGAUAGUUGGGUCGGGCUGUUGAUCAGUAUGGAAAUGUAUGAAAGUGCGCACAUUAUGUACACCGAGUUGGUAUCGGCCGAUUCUUCAUACAAACUAGAAUCGGGCCCAACUAUCUGCCAACUAAAGUCGAUGGUUUGUGCCUUGGCUAAUACUAGAUAACUAAAGUUUUUAGAAUCUUAUUAAUAACCCUCCAUAAACGCUCACCAGUUGGCGCCACUGGGUUAUCAAUGGAGAAGUUUUGUCAAUCUCGACAACGCGCCAGGGGUGGUAAGCAUUGUUUUUGGAACUAGAACGGGUGGCCUGAAUCAAGGCACCGCCCUAUGUUUGAGUUCCACGCGAAAAUUUGUAGGUAAUUUAAAUAAUUUCUAGAAAUCUAGACGGAUUAAAAAAAAAAACUUGACCGUCUUUUUAGUUUUGGUCUAUAUUUUAAUCCCAUUCAGUGAAAUAUAAUGUUUUCAACAUCAGAGAACUUAUCCAUUACUCGUGGCUAAGACAGUGGCGCCAAUUAAUGAGCGCUUUAAUUUAUUUAUUGAUUAAAUUUCUAGAUAAUGGUCAAUUUCAUAUUUCAAUGGACAUGCAUAGAGAUCCUGUCUACGGUGUUAUUAUCUAGUGAUAAUUAUUUUAUUGCUACUUAAAAUUUAAGAGUUGUAUAUAAAUUAAAUGUGAAGUU
Messenger RNA from Ostrinia furnacalis (Asian corn borer), 3840 nucleotides. Its product is annotated as pollen-specific leucine-rich repeat extensin-like protein 1. Gene Ontology annotation, cellular component: nucleus. The transcript has 2 exons. The coding region runs from base 146 to 2425 and encodes 759 amino acids. NCBI's taxonomy places the organism in Eukaryota, Metazoa, Arthropoda, Insecta, Lepidoptera, Crambidae. The record is from RefSeq and is a predicted model, not a curated record. Gene Ontology annotation, molecular function: zinc ion binding.